Messenger RNA from Rotaria sp. Silwood2, 756 nucleotides. NCBI's taxonomy places the organism in Eukaryota, Metazoa, Rotifera, Eurotatoria, Philodinida, Philodinidae. The record is from the annotation of a GenBank genome assembly.
AUGGAACUCGUUUUAUCAUCAACACCCGAAGGAAUCGAGCUACGACGAAACCCAAGUUUAUUUAAAAUGAGCUUAAUAAAAAAUAUAUAUUUACAAAUGCUUGAAAAAUGGUUCAAGGGAAUUUUAUGCGGUGUGAAAGAUGCGGAUUUGAUUAUUCUGUCCAUUGGAUCUCUUGUAGCUGGAUUAAGUUGCAUGGAAAAAUUUCCGAACACAAAAGCAAUCGGAAUCUACACAUUUCCUUCAUUGCGAACAGCUGAAUUUUCUCCACCGGGUUUCGGUGGAAAAAGUGAAAGUAUGUUUGGUUGGAUCAAUACGAUGAAAUGGAAAAUGUUUGAGCAUGUUUCGUUUAAUAUGUAUAAUAAUGAAAUCAAUCAACUUCGUGCCAGUAUCGAUUUGCCACCAAUUAAAGAAAGUGUCCCACAUAGUUGGUUAUUUUUGAACAUGUCAGCAGCGAUUCAUCAUGGUGGUGUUGGAACGACACAUGCAAGUCUACGUUAUGGCUUACCUACAUUAAUAUUACCGUUUGGAGCUGAUCAACCAUUUAAUGGCGAUCGGAUAUUCAUCAAUAAGCUAGGACCUAGAUAUAUUCUAAUACGCGAGACAAAUGUGAAGAAUUUGAGCAAAGCAAUUCAUGAUCUUAUGGUCGAUAACUAUAAGAUGUAUGUGAUGAAUGCCAAAAGAAUUAGUGAAUUGAUUAAGAACGAAGAUGGACUUGGUCAUUGUGUUCAACUUAUUGAAGCAGAACUGGCAACAUGA